This is a messenger RNA of Drosophila busckii, 1633 nucleotides long. It is a transcript of the gene L2HGDH, whose product is annotated as L-2-hydroxyglutarate dehydrogenase, mitochondrial. The record is from RefSeq and is a predicted model, not a curated record. The transcript has 3 exons. Gene Ontology annotation, molecular function: (S)-2-hydroxyglutarate dehydrogenase activity; (S)-2-hydroxy-acid oxidase activity. The coding region runs from base 189 to 1589 and encodes 466 amino acids. Lineage: Eukaryota; Metazoa; Arthropoda; Insecta; Diptera; Drosophilidae.
UUGUAGCUAUCAAUUAUGGCCUAAUAUUUUCUCUGCGUAAAAAUCUUCCACUGUUCAGUUAUAUUGCUGUAGCCGUGUGCGUGCGUUGAGCGCAAGAACUAGCAAGCGAAAAAUUUCUUGAGCUUGGGCAAGGUCAAGCAAGGUCUUUAACGCUAAUAAGUGAAAGUUCUUUGAAAAUUCGAAGCAAAAUGUCACAACUGCUGAAACAAUUGGGUGCGCCUGUGGCGGUUCUGCGUUCCGCUGGCGUUGGCAGCGCAGCAGCAGCAAAUCAAAGCGUGGACAGACAGCGACGCUGGCAGCAUAUGACAGCAGGCAAGGGCAGUGGCAAGCGGGAUUAUGAUCUGGUGGUAGUGGGCGGCGGCAUUGUAGGCGCGGCUUCAGCGCGUGAAAUACUGCUGCGCCAUCCCAACCUCAAGCUGGCCAUUGUGGAAAAGGAGAACAAGCUGGCAAUGCAUCAAAGCGGCCACAACUCGGGAGUUAUACACGCAGGCAUUUACUACAAGCCUGGCACACUGAAGGCGCGUCUCUGCGUGGAGGGUCUGCAUCUGUCCUACAAGUAUCUCGACGAGCGCAGUAUACCGUACAAAAAAGUGGGCAAGCUGAUAGUUGCUACGGAUGCCAAGGAAGUUAAGCUGCUGGAGGAUCUGCAUCAGCGCGGAAUCAAGAACAAUGUGCCUGAUCUGCGCAUGAUUGAGGGUGAUCAAAUAAAGGAGAUUGAGCCCUACUGUCAUGGAGUAAAAGCUUUGCAUAGUCCACACACAGGCAUUGUGGACUGGGCUCUAGUCACACAAUACUACGGCGAGGAUUUCAAGCGUGCUGGCGGUCAAAUUCACCUUGACUUUAAUGUCAAAAAGUUUUCGGAGUCGCAGGACGAGGGCAGCGCUGAUUAUCCCGUCACCAUACAAGGCUCCAAGCCAGGUCAGACUAUACGCACACGUCAUGUGUUGACCUGCGGUGGCUUGCAAUCAGAUUUGCUGGCUGAGAAGACGGGCUGCCCGCGCUCACCACGCAUUGUGCCCUUCCGUGGCGAGUACCUGCUGCUGUCCAAGGAGAAACAGCACAUGGUGCGUGGCAAUAUUUAUCCCGUGCCCGAUCCACGUUUCCCCUUCCUUGGUGUACACUUUACACCACGCAUGGAUGGCUCUAUCUGGCUGGGACCCAAUGCUGUGCUUGCGCUCAAGCGCGAAGGCUACACCUGGGGCGACAUUCACUUGGGUGAACUGUUUGAUGCUCUUCGCUAUCCCGGCUUUAUCAAGAUGGCCAGUAAAUAUAUUGGCUUCGGCUUAAGCGAAAUGUCCAAGUCGGCCUUCAUCAAUCUGCAGAUUAAGGCGCUACAGAAGUAUAUACCCGAAGUUACCGAGUACGAUAUUCAACGUGGUCCAGCUGGCGUACGCGCUCAGGCGAUGGAUAUGGAUGGCAAUCUAGUGGAUGACUUUAUCUUUGAUCGCGGAGUGGGCAGCGGCGCCUUGGCUAAGCGAGUGCUGCAUUGCCGCAAUGCUCCUUCGCCUGGAGCCACCAGCAGCUUGGCUAUUGCCAAAAUGAUGGCCGACAAGGUCGAACAAGAGUUUGACAUUGGUAAAGCGCACUAGAACUCAAAACGCAAUUGGCAUUAAAAAUAUGCAUUUGUCUUUUA